AUGGAACUAAAGGGUCCUUCCAAACUCGAAAUUGGUGCAUUGAACUCGCAUAUGGAAGUCCAUGAGAGAGGGAGGAGGGAGAGGAGAGAACUUGACACCGGGAGGAGAAUGCCCGCCGUCGCCCACGCCACCGCAACCACAGUCCGAUCGGCGUCCAAGACUUCUCCGCUUCUCUCUCCUGCCGUUUUCGCUGCUUUUGUUGCUUACCGGUAUAAGGGUGAGCUUGCGGACGGAUGUAAGAAGAUCUUUGGGGCCAAUGAGCCAUUGUCAAGUAGCUCAAGUGUAGCUUGCGAGUCUAACUUGCCUGCGUUGCCUAUUUUGUCAAUCAGCAGAGAUUCACGUGUUGGAUCUUAUCAACCUCUGCAUGCCUGUUCUUCUAAAGGGAACACAUUGUCACCUCUUCCUUCUGCAUCAUCUUCAAUUUUCGGAGAUCUGGACAGGUUAUUAAACACAAAACCCUGGUCACCUGCACAGAGAAGAUCCCUGAAGCCCCCAAGAGCACUGCAUAAGAAUGAACUUUUUGGUUUCCGCUACCCUGUAUUAGCUGAGAAGCCUGAAUGGUGGUGGAGGACGCUGGCAUGUGUUCCUUAUUUAAUUGCUUUGCAAAUAUCGGAUACAGGAUAUUUUAUCCAACCCUUCCUUGAACACUAUGAGGUUCCAUCUGAUGAUGGGCAUGCUAUUGGAAACAGCCCUGCAUAUCCUGUGUGCAUAAGGUGUGCUCUUGCGGGCGGUUAUGCUCACCUCCCUUUAGUAAGUGAUGCUGCAUACAUUCAUACUCUGUUCAACAUAGGAGAGCUUAAAUUUGAGAUGAGGAGGAGACCAGUGGACUUUAGGCGGCCGGGAAGGAGGAGGAUAUCAAAUGUGGUGUGGUGGACUUUGUGUGGUAUAUUUGUGUUGCUGUUUAUAGUUAUUUUUAGCAAAGAGAGUCAUAUUGAAUCAAGACCCACCAGCUCUAAUAAGGACUAUACCAAGUAUGAGAAAAACAUUGAAGGCUUAAACAUUACUGAUGAAAUGUUGAGCCCCAACUCAGUCACCAGGCAACUUAGCGACCAAAUUUCUCUUGCAAAAGCUUUUGUUGUGAUUGCAAAAGAAAGUAAUAAUCUGCAGUUUGCUUGGGAAUUAAGUGCCCAAAUACGCAAUUCCCAGGUCCUCCUUUCAAACGCUGCAACAAGGCGAGCUCCUUUAACAACCAGAGAAUCAGAAACUGCAAUCCGUGACAUGGCACUUUUGCUCUUCCAAGCUCAGCAAUUUCAUUAUGAUAGUGCAACUAUGAUCAUGAGACUGAAAGCCAAAAUCCAAAAUCUUGAUGAACAAAUGGGUACGGUGAGUGAGAAAAGCUCCAAGUAUGGUCAAAUAGCUGCUGAAGAAGUCCCAAAAGGACUUUACUGCCUUGGUAUUCGGUUAACUACUGAAUGGUUUGGAAAUUCAAAUCUACAGAGAAGAAUGAAUGAGAGAAUGCAAAUUGAGACAAAGCUUAGAGAUAACAUUCUCUAUCAUUUUUGUGUCUUCUCUGACAAUAUCCUUGCAACUUCAGUUGUUGUCAAUUCAACUUCUUUAAAUUCCAAGAAUCCAGAUAUGGUUGUGUUUCAUCUUGUAACUGAUGAAAUAAACUAUGCUGCAAUGAAGGCUUGGUUUGCCAUGAACACUUUCCGAGGAGUUACUGUUGAGGUUCAGAAGUUUGAAGACUUCAAAUGGCUAAAUGCUUCUUAUGUUCCAGUGCUUAAGCAACUCCAAGACUCUGAAACUCAAAGCUAUUACUUUUCAGGCCAUAAUGAUGAUGGCCGAACUCCAAUCAAGUUCCGGAACCCAAAAUAUCUAUCUAUGCUUAAUCACCUCAGGUUUUAUAUUCCUGAAGUUUUUCCUGCAUUGGAGAAGGUGGUAUUUCUUGAUGACGAUGUAGUUGUUCAGAAGGAUCUCUCUGGUCUAUUUUCACUUGAUUUAAACGGCAACGUUAAUGGAGCAGUUGAGACAUGCAUGGAGAAAUUUCACAGGUACCAUAAAUACCUGAACUAUUCUCACCCUCUUAUUAGAGAACAUUUUGAUCCUGAUGCAUGUGGUUGGGCGUUUGGAAUGAACGUUUUCGAUUUGGUCGAGUGGAGAAGGCGAAAUGUUACUGAAAUCUACCACUACUGGCAAGAAAAGAAUGUGGAUCGGACACUAUGGAAACUUGGGACGCUACCACCUGGACUUUUGACUUUCUAUGGGUUGACAGAGCCAUUAGAUCCCUCGUGGCAUGUCUUGGGAUUGGGGUACACAAAUGUUGAUCCUCACUUGAUAGAGAAGGGGGCUGUGUUGCACUUCAAUGGAAACUCCAAGCCAUGGUUGAAAAUUGGUAUGGAAAAGUACAAGCCUCUUUGGGAAAAGUACGUAGAUUAUAGUCAUCCUUUAAUACAACAGUGCAAUUUUCAUUGA
This is a messenger RNA of Dovyalis caffra, 2412 nucleotides long. The record is from the annotation of a GenBank genome assembly. NCBI's taxonomy places the organism in Eukaryota, Viridiplantae, Streptophyta, Magnoliopsida, Malpighiales, Salicaceae.